CGUUGCCUUUCCCCAUCGCCCCGAUUCCUUUUGUCCCAAGCCGCGUUUCCCCAUCACCGAGGGCUUCCCUCCUUCACCGUCUCCUCGAGCUCGCCGGCGCCCUUCGAUUUGGCGCGUGCCUGUCAGCCCGUGGAAGAGGUCUCCAGUCUGGACGAAGAAGAAGACGGCGAGGUGACCGCGUGUCCCCAACACCAUGGAUCUGGCCGGCACAUCCGGACCCGAACCCGGCGGGUGCCAUCCAUAGACGCAGCUCCUCCCUCGUCUUUGCUCCCAGAAAGCAACCAGCCCGAUUUUUCAUUAUCGGCGAACUUCUUGAUUCUCCGGAAACGGCGGCUGGACACGCGAGCAAUUCUUGUAGAAGGCGGACAACCGAGCUGUUUACACCUACCACCUCGCCCCCACCAAGCCAAUAACCUCAUCGACUGCGUCCUGGACAAAGAAGACAAUGAUUGAUUGCACGGGAGGGUUGAGUAGGGACGAGAGAGCUAUAGCUAGAAGGAACAAAAGGGAGUCAUUGAUUUCCAGUGGAAGUGAUGGCAGAAGAAAAGUUAGUGCUAAGCUUCAGAAAACAAUAGAUAAGAUGAUGAAGGUGGCAAAGGAUUGUUUAGCGAAUGAGGCUGCUGAGGCUGCUUGGGCAGCACGACUUUUCAGCUUGGAGCAUCCCGAUCGAGUGGUUUCAAGCACUCCUUUCCAAGAGAAAGAGUUCGGCGAUACAGGCUCUCCUGAUAAAGCACUUCAAGUAAGCGGGGUCACCAAGGACAUAACUCCAGAUUUGUCUGCUAUUGUCGUCUCUCUUGCUUUGUUUGAUGGAGAUAAGAUGUUAUUUGCAAUCUCAGGCGUAGCUGUACCACCUGUGACAACUAAACUAAGGCUAUCAAGAUUUGUAACUUCAGCACGUUUGGUUGUGGAAUAUAAUAAGAACAGAAAUUUAGAUGAUAAAUUGAGGAUUGAUGUGUGCCUUCCUGAUAAUACACAUAUGGAUGGAUUCCUGGGACUCUAUGAUAAAGAUAUUGCUAUUGUCACUUCCUGUGGGACCCGAAAAUCAAUCUGUCGUGUAGAUUUGGACCUUCAGACACCUCUGCCUUCUGAUGGUAAGAUAAUCGCAGCUGCUCGGGCCUUUGAAUCAGGCCGUUUGAUGGUAACGUCUGGACAUUUGACUGGAGGCGGUCUUGCAUGCUGGACACAAAUCACAGAGGCUGCACUUGGAGGGCCACUUGUCGAUCAUGAAGGGAAGUUUCUCGGGGUCAACCUUAAUAUUGAUACUGCUGGAAGUUCCUUGUUCCUACCACUGACAGCCCUUCGUGAACGCUUGGUGCAUUUUCAGAUACUCACCCCUAAAACUAUGGACUUCCGUGGAUAUUCCUUGCCUGCAGGUGUAUCAAGCAUAAUCCCUUCAGGAUUCUGGAAAAAGGUUAAGCAACUAGAAUGGCUUGGCUAUCCCAAGCCACCACCACUUGUGCUUGAAUUCAAUGGGAAAGUGCUCAAUAGUUUUGAGGAGGAGUUUGGUCAAUUACUUGCUUGGAAAGAGUAUCCUUUCGACGUUACAGACUAUAGUUCUAGGGAGUAUGUUUGGCCGCUACUUCCAAGAGACGUUGUUACAAAAAUAUCCCGAAGUGUUGUCAGACUUGUUUCGUCCAAGGGAAGUGUGAGGUCUUUUGCAUGCACAGGCUUGCUUAUAAAGUGGCCUGGAACUGAAGGCAUGCACCCUGUCAUUCUCACCUCGGCCAGUUUGGUUAGAAGUCGUGAUGACCACUUCAAUAUUGAUAACAACCUAAAGAUUGAGGUGUUUCUUCCACCAAAACAAGUUGCCAAGGGGACAUUGGUAUUUUAUCAUUUAAUUAGUAAUAUCGCUAUCAUCAGUCUUGAGAAAGGUUUCCAUUGCAUUCGUCCAUUUGAUAUCUGCUGUAAAGAAGAUGAUUUAUCCAAACCAGUAGUGGCUAUAGGGCGUCAAAUAAGUGAAGGAUUUCUAAUGGCCACAGAAGGUGAAGUCAUUAGCAACAGAUUUGACACAGAAUACUUGCUCGGAUGUCGUUCUCGAGUACUUUCGUCCACUUGUAGAAUCAAGAAGGCUGGGAUUGGAGGCCCCCUUAUUAAUUUUGACGGGGCUUUCGUUGGCAUGAACCACUAUAAUGAACGUAAAGAAACUCUUUUCGUGCCAAGGCGUGAGAUUGUUAAAAUUCUGAAAAAAGAGCUUAAUUGGAGAAAAAGAAGACUGUCCAUGAACACUCUGCAUGGUGUUGGAUGUGGGAUAUAUCGUAGUGCAAGGUGGUCUGUGCCCGAGCCAUACUAUGGCCAUGGUCUACUUGAUGUGGACAAGCAUGCUCUGCUGCACCAGCAUAUUGGAAGACAACUCCAAUAGACGUCAUGCUGAUGGUCGUCCUCGUUCUGCUAUUUAUUGUCUAUGUCGUCCUCGUUCUGGUUAUUUUCAAAUGGACCUGCACCUGUAAUGUCCUAUAUUGUCCUAUGUUGGCCUCGUUUGCUCAUGUCUAAUACAUUCAUGUUGGACGGGUGUUACGCCUUAAGAAUUAUGUUCUCGGUAACUCAUUAUACAACUUCAAAAUUUACAUGGAAGCUACUUGGUGUGUAUGUGAACUCUGGGAAUUUCAAUGGCAACCAUGUGGCCAGUUUGAUUAUUAAUUA
Messenger RNA from Brachypodium distachyon (stiff brome), 2640 nucleotides. RefSeq lists its product as uncharacterized. The record is from RefSeq and is a predicted model, not a curated record. Lineage: Eukaryota; Viridiplantae; Streptophyta; Magnoliopsida; Poales; Poaceae. The transcript has 14 exons. Bases 446 to 2359 code for a protein of 637 amino acids.